This is a messenger RNA of Drosophila obscura, 1860 nucleotides long. It is a transcript of the gene Cox10, whose product is annotated as protoheme IX farnesyltransferase, mitochondrial. Gene Ontology annotation, cellular component: mitochondrion; membrane. NCBI's taxonomy places the organism in Eukaryota, Metazoa, Arthropoda, Insecta, Diptera, Drosophilidae. Gene Ontology annotation, biological process: heme biosynthetic process. Gene Ontology annotation, molecular function: protoheme IX farnesyltransferase activity. Bases 115 to 1380 code for a protein of 421 amino acids. The record is from RefSeq and is a predicted model, not a curated record. The transcript has 4 exons.
AAAUGUGAUUUUAAAGUAAAAAAAACACUUUAAAUAAAACAUUAAUUGUAUAUUAAAGAUUUGUUUGAAAUAUGUAUUACCAUUAUCUUGGUAUUUCUGUUUAAAAAACUAAUAAUGAUACGGGUAUUAGUCAAACGUGAAUGGAGGCUAAUAACCCAGGUUGUAGUUCCUGUUAAUUUACAAUCGUCUCUAUAUACAACCAAAACUACAUCAUCUCAUGAUAGAUUAAUAACAGCGAAAGGAAAUGUUUUGUCUUGUGGAAAUUCAAUAUUACCAGUAUCUCAGUUGAAAGAUAUUUGUGUGCCUGUUGGUAAUGCAAAUGUGAUAGUCCCAGAGUCAAAUAUAAUAUUACCCGAGAAUUAUACUUCAUGGUUGCCGAGUCCAUGCACUAACACUGGGAAAACAAUCAGUCAAUACAAAAAACUUUCAAAAUUUCGGCUUACAUCUCUUGUUGUUGUUACCACAAUGGGUGGAUAUGCGAUGGCACCAGCUGCGUUCGAUCUUAGUUCAUUUGCUAUGUGCACAUUGGGAACAGGACUGAUUUCAGCUGCAGCUAAUGCAAUAAAUCAAUAUCAUGAAGUUCCUUUCGAUUCCCAAAUGUCGAGGACCAAAAGCCGUGUGCUCGUUACAGGCCAAGUUACCCCACUUAAAGCAGUCUCUUUCGCCGUUGUGUCCGCGUCAACUGGACUAUGCAUGUUGUAUUUUGGUGUUAAUGGACUAACAGCGGCAUUAGGAGCUGGAAAUCUUUUUCUUUACACAUCAAUAUAUACACCAAUGAAGCGAAUAAGUAUAGUCAACACAUGGGUAGGAUCAGUCGUCGGCGCAAUUCCACCUUUAAUGGGCUGGUCCGGUUGCGCUGGCAAUCUUGAUUCAGGCGCAAUGAUACUGGCUGGAAUACUAUUUGCGUGGCAGUUCCCUCAUUUUAAUGCUCUUUCAUGGAACCUGCGACCGGAUUACUCUCGAGCAGGGUAUCGCAUGAUGGCGGUUACUAAUCCGAGUCUUUGUCGUCGUACAGCGCUGCGAUAUUCACUAGUCAUUGUCGGACUUUCAUUAAUGGCGCCGGUUCUAGACGUUACAAACUAUUGGUUUGCUUUGGAAACAAUUCCUUUAAACGCGUAUUUCGCAUAUUUGGCGUAUAAAUUUAAUCAAAAAUCAGAUAGCAAAAGCUCGAGAAGCCUUUUUAGGUUUUCGCUACUGCAUUUGCCAGCGUUAAUGCUAUUAUUUUUGGCAAAUAAAAAGAAUUGGUAUUUCAACAAGUCUGCCGAAGAAGAAACAAUAAAAAACGGAUCAAACCAUAUGGUUUUGAAACCAUCAAAAACCGCAACAAGUCUUGGAAAUGUUUUACCUGUCGCUGUAGCAGAAGGACCUAGAAAAUUUUAGAUAAUUUCUGUAUUAUAGCGACUUGUAAAAACGUAAUUUAUAGUUAAAUAUACUUUAAGCUAGUCCUUUGACUUGUAAAAGAUAACUUUAACUCUUCAGUUAAUAUUGUUUGUAGAAUGAUUAUAUCUAAAAUAAGAGACGUGCUAAGCAAGUUUUUUGUGCGGUAGGCAAGACAUUUGGUAGAGUGGUGGUCUUUCUGUGAUGCUUUGCUAACAAUGGCAAUUUUGCUGAAAACCCAGCUAUCUGAGUCGAUCCAAAUGCUGUCUAAAACUUACUGUGAAACUUGAAAACUAUUUUGUAGCACCAGAUUGGCACAUCAAAAUAACUAAGCAAAAGGCAAGCAGAUAACUUCAAACUGAACAUAUGAAGCUGCCCGACAUUAACGAAAUAUCUUACUAGUCUUGGCAAAUACCUCGAUAAGCGACUGACUUGGAGAAAGCACAAUGAAUUAAGGAAAAUAAAAUUAGAAAGCCGCGCAAA